This is a messenger RNA of Etheostoma cragini (Arkansas darter), 3431 nucleotides long. RefSeq names its product taxilin alpha (gene txlna). Gene Ontology annotation, molecular function: syntaxin binding. The record is from RefSeq and is a predicted model, not a curated record. Bases 179 to 1825 code for a protein of 548 amino acids. The transcript is spliced from 11 exons. NCBI's taxonomy places the organism in Eukaryota, Metazoa, Chordata, Actinopteri, Perciformes, Percidae.
ACUACAAGGAAGAAGAAGAAGCCAAAGUUAUGACCGGAAGUCUCCUAUUUCUGCUCAUGCUGUUGAGGAAACCAGCAGUUCACAGACGCAUUUACUAUUUCCUCCUUGAGGUAAAGAAUUUCCUAAUAUUAAAGAAAGAAGUACACGGUAGUGCCCCUAUGUUCUAAAGAUACCAGAGAUGAAAAAACAAGACACUGACGAGGCAGCCCCCCAGGGCGGUGAAGAUGCUCCAUCUAAUGUUAGAGCAGGAGGGAUGGAGUCACCUGCAGCUGCAAAAGACAGCUUAGACAGCAACAGCCCCAAGGAGUCUGAACCACAGACAGACACCCCGCCCCAGACAGACACCCCGCCACAGACAGACACAUCUCCACUAGGCGAGGAGGCGGGUAGUGAAGUUGCAGAGGCAGCACUUUCUCGUGACAUGGCUGAGGAGCUGAGCCGGCAGCUGGAGGACAUCCUCAGCACCUACUGUCGGGAAGCCAUUUCAGACAAAGCCAGCACCGUUCCCAAUGGCCAAUCGCAUAGCCCGGAGCUCAAUGGCCUGACCAAUGAGGGGGAGGACGGCAAGCCAGAGGGCAAAGUCAACGGAGCUGGCAACGGAUUGGAGAAAGAUCAGAAGAAAACUCAGGAUAAGAAGAAACUGAAGGGUCUGGGGAAAGAGAUCACUCUUCUUAUGCAGACUCUGAACACACUGAGCACCCCAGAGGAAAAGCUAACAGGCCUCUGUAGGAAGUAUGCUGAACUGCUGGAAGAGCACCGUAACACCCAGAAGCAGAUGCGAGUGCUGCAGAAGAAGCAGAACCAGGUGGUCCAGGAGAAAGACAACCUCAGGAACGAACACAGCAAGGCCAUCCUGGCUCGCAGCAAGCUGGAGAGUCUCUGCAGGGAGCUACAGAGACACAACCGCACACUCAAGGAGGAGGGGAUCCAAAGAACACGUCUGGAAGAAGACAAAAGGAAGGAAGUGACCUCCCAUUUCCAGGUGACCCUGAACGACAUCCAGGCUCAGAUGGAGCAGCACAACGAGAGGAAUGCAAGUCUCCGACAAGAAAACACUGAAUUGGCUGAGAAACUGAAGAAACUCUAUGAACAGUACAAACUACGAGAAGAGCACAUAGACAAAGUGGUGAAGCACAAAGACCUGCAGCAACAGCUGGUGGACGCCAAGCUGCAACAGGCUCAGGAGCUGCUGAAGGAGUCGGAGGAACGCCACGACCGAGAGAAACACUUUCUGCUGAAAGAAGCAGUGGAGUCUCAAAGGAUGUGUGAGCUGAUGAAGCAGCAGGAAGUUCACCUCAAACAGCAGCUGUCACUGUACACGGAGAAGUUUGAAGAGUUUCAGACCACUUUGUCCAAGAGCAAUGAGGUCUUCACCACAUUCAAACAGGAGAUGGAGAAGAUGACUAAAAAGAUCAAGAAGCUGGAGAAGGAGACGGCCAUGUAUCGGUCCAGGUGGGAGAGCAGCAACAAGGCUCUUUUGGAGAUGGCAGAAGAGAAGUCUACGCGGGACCGCGAGUUUGAGGCCCUUCAGGGUAAAGUCCAGCGGCUCGACAAGCUGCGGCGGGCGCUGAAAGUGGAACGCAACGAGCUCAACAAGAAGGUUCAGAACCUCAACGGUCGGGACAGUGUCACGGCAGAGGCCUCCGCCUCCGAACCAGUGACCGACUCCCCCUCUCCUCCGCCUACAGACUCUUUACUGGAGCCCAGCAGCCACCUGGACCCGGACACCACCCCCUGCUCCCAGUCCUGCCACUGUGACCCAGAACUGGACACAGACACCCUACUAGAAGAGGCAAAGGCUCUGCCCGUCGCUGCACAGGAAUGAAGCGACGCGGCUCCCUGUCUCCUCUUCCCCUCCAGCGUAAAGCCUACCGACAAGCCACUACUCCUCUGCUGGAUGAAGCUGUUUAGAUAGCACGGUCAACUUGUGUCCUCCCAGCAUGCUCUGCAGGCUUUAUAAAGGUAGAGCGAAGACUGUGCCUCAUCUGUUGGCCCAUUUACCUGCACACCAUAACACAGUUACAGUUAAUAACUCCAUUAAGGUAAUAGUUUGAUUGAAGCAUUUACAUGGUUUACAAUAACCUCAUUUCCCUCAGUAAUCUGAUAAUUCGGAUUCCUUUAUUGGUUAAUUACCACAACCAGGCUACAGGAAACAUGUCAUUAGCAACACAGAGUUUCAAGUUGAUUAAAAAUUUCAUUUAUUAGUGUGAAAUGUCCCCGUUUCUGGUGACGCUACAAAAACGUGUUGCACGUGAUAUUUAUAUAGGAACGUGGCAUCCAGUCUAAAACUGGCCCUGAAUCCAAACAUUGGAAGAAAUCAGACAUGAGUGAUAUACAUGUCAGAAUAAUUCAACUUAAACCCUAACUUGACUAAGACCACCCUGUUCGUACCACGGCGGCAACUGUCUGUACUAAUGUAAUUAUUAGUGUGCGUGUAAAUGCACAGACUUCCUCUGUGUCGUGCUCCUUUACUACACAUUCCCUUUUUGAAUUGCAUCAAAAACACAGAACUGCUUGGCCAGAUAAGUAACUAUGCUGCGUGGGAUGACACAAGCUGUGUGUGCGUGCAUUCUAAAGGCCACUUACAGUAAUUUAAUGUUUUUCUUUCAAAUGAAGUCUUAACAGGGUUGUGUAUAGCAAGUUUAUUCUUUAGCAAAUCCAAUUAUUAUUCACCUAAAAAUAAGAUCGAAUUCUACAUCGUUAUUUAAGGACCAUUUUAAGGAAAUGUUUCUUAGUUUUCUUGUUUGCAUCACCCCGCUUCAUUUGCAUAGCGUUUGAUUUCUUCAUUCUUGUGUUUAUUGUUUAAAGCAUAUUCUCUAUUGAAAUAUGUAUCUUACGGAACACCACUAUAAAAUAAAUCUGUUUAUUUUUUACUAAUUUAGAACAUGUGUAACAGUUUUACUUGUAUGACUUGUAUCAACUUUUCAUUCCUAACCUUUCUGAGUUCAGUCGAUAAAACCUUGUAACGAUGACCACUUGAAACUUUUUGGGACAUUGGUAUGCGAAGGAGACAGGUAUAGUUUUUGGUGAACACCUUUUUUAAAUCUUUCUUCAAAAUAUGAUUCCAUACUGUUCGAUGUCUGGGCAGAGUCUGCCUCGAGAGCAUGCUCAGACCUCCAUUUUGUUCCAUCCAGAUUCAUCCAAAAAUCAGGGUGAUUCAGACGGAGCAUAAGCCAAACAAACUCCUCCUGGAACCAGAGCGGAGGAAGAGAGCCUUAGAUGUGAUCCAGGACUAGCAGGACUAGAAUAUGUGCAGCACACCGGAAAGGAGAAAAAGAAAAACGGUUGAAGAAGGACAGAAAGCGUUGGAUGUGGAGGGCGACCCUGAAGUGUCGAAGCAAGCCGUGUUCAAACGGACAACGAAGCCAUUAACAGAGCUUGAAAUCGAAAGGAGGGAAAUGGGCAAAAAAGGUGUUCACAAUAACAGACUA